AUGUUAGCAACAACAGCACCAAACUCGUUAGUCAUGAACCCAACUUCAAUGUUAGUAGAGAUGAAAAGCUUCAUUCCUUCUUCAUAUACUUUCGAAACAACAAUCCAGAAGAUAAAGCAAGAACUUCUCCAAGGAGAUUUAGACUGUAGUGCGAAAGAUGAAACAAAUGAACAGUAUCUUUAUGAAAUGCAGGAUAUUAUUGACCAUCUACCUAAACUUCCUGAAAUACAACAACAAAAGCUUACUAUUCCUGAAUUCGAUGAAAUAGAAGUCAAAGCAACUGACUCGGUAGAAAUAAAGAAGUUCAUACGAAAGGUAAACUAUGAGUUUCUUGGAUUUCAUUGCAACCACAAAGUCAUGGACAAAGACUGCGAUAUGGUAUAUAA
Trichomonas vaginalis G3 is the source of this 386-nucleotide messenger RNA. Its product is annotated as organellar and viral DNA polymerase type B. NCBI's taxonomy places the organism in Eukaryota, Parabasalia, Trichomonadida, Trichomonadidae. The annotation marks the transcript as partial. The record is from RefSeq and is a predicted model, not a curated record. The transcript has a single exon.